AUGGCGCCAAUUCCGCGGGCGCCACUGCCACAACCGAAACAACAGUGGAGGCUCCUUGUAGUGGCUGGCUUGUUGGUCUGCAUAGCGGGGCUUCUGACAGUAAGCACAGUUGCUGAACCAGAGGGAAGUAGCGCCGUUCAGUGGACGAGUCUACUACCUAGACGCCUGGCACCUCAAGAGUGCAAGACGUACGUCUACACCGACGCCGAUCAUGAGCCUACCGAAAUGUCUGACAGGGCCAGCUGCCCUACAGGUGGUGGAAAGCGAGCUUUUCUAUUGGAUACGUCUCCUGAAGGAGCAGGGGCUCCUGCCCUUCUUGAGGUGGUUCCUGUACAGUCACAGCAGUACUCAUGCCGUGCCGGUCGCCCAUGCAGUUUGGUGGUAGCGGGGUUCGGCCUUCGGGCUGAAGACAGCAUAGCCGUGCUGAAAGGUACAGAGGACUGUCCUCCUACCAGCCUUCGCAAUGCUCAGAUCAUCACCAGCAAUCGCCACAUCACAAGCUCGUCGGCGGCAACUUUCAAUUUCCACAUCCGGCCACAGAAAACAAAAACGGAACUGCCAGUAUUCGACUUGGGGCCUAUCCAAGGCAGUACCUUUACUGUUUGCUAUUCCCCUUAUUUGGCGACUCGCGGUGAAGUCCCUUCCGCAAAGGACUACCAUUAUCUUGCAGGCAUAGUUAUCGUCCGCGAUGAGAUGUUGAACUGCGACUUUGAAGAAGGUAUGUGCGGGUUGAUGUCCUUUGUGAUUGAUCCUCGCAUGAGUCUGGAGUGGCGACGUCAUUCUGGCGCUACCGAAACUUCAGGCACCGGACCCUCUGCCGACCAUACUAUUGGGCGAGGGCAAGGCAAGAAGGGGCAUUACCUGUACAUGGAUUCUCCCGGAUACAUGCUUGGAGAAAGUGCAUCUCUCUUAGCUCCUGCCCAAGUGUACCCCAAGGGGCUAUACUGUGUAAGGAUGUGGUAUCACAUGUAUGGAGAAGACGUCAACUCGCUUAGAGUCUACAUGCGAACACUUGAAGGCGACGCUGAAGCCCUAGGGGACUGGGGCAAACCGUACCUACUGAGGGUCGGUGAUCACGGCGACGACUGGCUCGAGGCCGGGUUUGAGUUUACUUCUGAUGGGUACACUGCGCAACAGCUGGUCAUUGAGGCCCUCGCUGGCUUUAGCGAGAAGGGAGAUAUUGCCAUUGAUGACCUACGAAUCGUGUCAGGAAAAUGUCCAGAGCAAAUUGCAAGGGACGUGAUGCAGCAGGAUUUUAUUUGCGGCGAAGUACGUCUCGUCACAGGUGACUAUGCGGAAGACAAGCAGUGGUUCGUAGAAGGCGCUGUGUCCUGCGCCGGUAAAGGUUACUCCCUAAGCAGCAUGCAAGGUCGUUGGGUGCCGUGCUGCGUACCCCGUUAUGGCAGCUACACAGUGGUUUUGCGCGACUCGUACGGUGACGGCUGGAACAAGUCGCGUCUAGAGUUCCGAUUCUUUGGGGAUCUCAUCACCUUCGGGGAGGACUUUGAUGGAGCAGAGAAAAAGUACAAGCUCAACAUUGGUCUAGUGCAGAUCCAACGAGUAGAGGGAUCGGAGGAGCGUAUCGGCAUUCAGUUGCAGGUCGCCGAGCCGAGAACUUACGUUUGGUGCGGCGCAGCACAGGCUGGAACCCCCCCGCCUACCGUGGAUAUCUUGAAGCGCUACGGUAUCCGUUCUCAGACCCCUACAAGCCACGCAGGAGAAGUGCUUCGUAUGGAGAUCGCCAACAAGGGCGGCAAUCGUCGGGUGGUGAUGCCAAAUACUACCUACAACGUAUACUGCUACGCGGAGGCAGCCGCUGCCAAUCUGCCAGGCCCAGAUGGUAGCCAAACAGAACACCACGAGGUCAUGGAUGACGAGCAAGUCGCUGCCUCCCGCAUGGCUGUAACAACAGACAGCACACCUCCAGAUCUUGUGAUUCACGGCUCGGAAGCCCGCCUAAAUGAAGUGUUUGUGCGCCUAACUGUCGAUGAGCCCGCCACUGUAUGGUGUGUAGCAAGGGACGAAAAAAAAGAAUCCGCUGCUGGGGGAGAGCCACCAUCCCUUGAAGCUUUGAAGAAGGGAAAUAAGCUACAGGUCUUGCAGGGAGAUGAAGGGAUGCAGCAGUCCCUUGUCAUAUCGGGACUUACUCCGGAUACCCAGUACGUUGUAUACUGCUAUGCGCAAGAUAUGGCACUUCCAAAGGGGAACGGUAUCAGCGAGGAGCAGGUAAAGGCCACGGCAUUCCCUGUGGAAACGAAGAGCAAGGUGCCUGAUCUUUCGAUCAUAUCCUAUAAGGCCUUCCAAAAAGGUUUUAGGGUGACGGUGCAGACGGACACUCCAGCAAAGGUGUGGUGCGGAGCUGCUAUGGCUGGCAGUGCAUUUCCAAGCCGCGAGGAUGUGAGGCGUGUCGGCGCCACGACUGAGAUUGAAGAGGCGGAACAAAAAACGGAGCUUGAGAUUCGAGGAGUUCCUCCGAACACCCGCUACACUAUCUACUGUUUUGCUGCUUCCCGUGGUGGAACUGCAGAAAUGACAGAUGCACAGAUGUGGGCCAAAGCUUUAGAAGUGACGUCCUUCGGACGUUUUUGCGACAUGCCUGUUGAACCUCCGGAUUUGGAGGAAGCUCCAGAGCCCACAGUGUUUGAUCCUUUGACGUCGACCGAGGAAUUUAUGGUGCGUGAAUUCAUGGGUAAGCAGCGAAACCUGAACAUUGAAGGCGUGUACCGAAUCAACCUCUUUAUAGACAAACAUAAGAUAGUGGAGCAUCUCGACAAAGGAGGCCCAGCUCCUAAAAGGUACGCUCGGGUUCGUGCCGGAACUUGCAAAGACAGAGAGGGGGCAUAUAGACAGUACAAGGUAGGGCCCCUAGACGUGCGUAGCGCCGAUCAGAUGACGCUGGAACCCAUUGGCGCCGUGGUACCAACAGACUGUGGAGGCUACAAUCCCCAAGGUGUCUUCGGACGUCGCCUUCUGGCAGCAGAAGAGGAGGCUCAGCUAGCUGAGAUAUUGCAGGAGUCCUUUGGGUACGGGUUCGGGAAAGCAAGGUGCCAGUUUGAGCACAAAAAACCCCACGGAGAGCACCAUCAAGGCUGCCUUGAGUUCGGACCAAUGCUUUAUGAAGAAGGUGAUGAUAAGAAGAUUGUCACAAUUUGGGCUGGCCUCCGGACUCCUGAAGGUAACAAAGUGCCUUUCUAUUUCCUGCUGCCAGCACCAGAAGGUGUGAGCCCCGAAGUCCUUCAGAAACCUGAAGAAAGAGAAGAGCUUACCUUCAAACUUGAGCACGUAAAGGGCUACUGGUACGACGGUCAGAAAUUCGGAACCCUUCAAGAAUUUGUAGAAGCUUACAAGACAGACAUGAACUUCAAGAAAAUGACGCCUAAGCUGUUCAAAGAACGUCUAGAAGCGCAAAAACACGAAAGGGAACAAAGUAUCAAGAGCGAAAAGGCGGCUGCCCUUCGUCGUCUUGCUCCAGCUUGGCUCGCUCCCAAUCCUGAAGGUCGUGUGGGCUUGGAAUACCGUGCUGCUCCAGAGCAUAUUGAGCCUCAAGGCCGGCGUUACACAAUCCGACAAUCUCCUGGUCAAGAGUGCUACAGUGUGAACUACGCAGGAUGGGAGUUUGUGAUGAACAUGGACAGGGACACCGCUCUGCGUCUGUGGGACGUCAAAUUUCAAGGCCAGCGUGUUGUUUUUGAGAUGGGAAUGAUGGAGGCUCUAGCACAUUACUCUGUAGCUGAGCGCAACUGGUACUUCAUCGACUCAUGGUAUGGGGGUUUGGGAUCCGCUGCUCGCCGUUUGCACCCCGGGAUUGAAUGCGCAAAGACAGGCCAAGUUUUAUUUGAUGGCGGCUCUCUCUGCAUCUUCGAGAAGGAUUUUGCCCGUCCUUUGCGAGCUCACUGGAAGAGCGGAACCCUCCGUGAUGGCGCCCCCCACAUGGCCCUUGUUCUCCGCUCUAUGAUUACUGUGAGCAACUACGAUUAUGUCACGGAUUACUACUUCCAUGUCAGUGGUUUCUUAGAAGCAUCGGUUUCAUUCACUGGUGAGCUUUAUGCUGGCGUCGAAGUACCCUGGUAUUCAGCUCGCCAAAGACACCACGGGACACAAGUAAGUGGCUCAAUGAGGAUGGGAGCCCUCCACGGCCACUUGGCUGUUUGGAAGGUUGACUUCGACCUCACUCCUGAUUACCGAAGCAAUUCAGUCGUCUUUUCCGAGAUCGUGCACGAUACCACGAGGCCAGGAGCCAUCAAACUUGAUCAAUGGAUUGGAGAGAAAGAACUUGAUGGAUUCGUGGCGUUCAAUAGCACCAGGCCAAUUCACUACACUGUCGUCAACGAGGAUCAUAAUGUGUAUGGAAAUGUUGGCGGCAUGACGGUCAUCCCAUAUCCAACAUUCGCGAUUCCAAACCCCCAAUUCGAGUUGUACACAGGGCCUUGUGCCUGGGCCAAGUACCGUGUAGCGACAACAGUCAGGCAUCCCGACGAGUCGGAAGCUACCCUUCCCAGGGACAACAAAUACGCCCUCAGGCCCGCAGUCUCGCUUGACAGAUAUAUUGGAAACAACGAGUCCAUCCGGAAGGCCGACUUGGUGACUUGGAUUUCGAGUGCGGUCUGGCACAUUCCUGUUGUUGAGGACAUGCCUCUAACACUCGCCCAAGGCAAUACUCUGGGCUGGCUGGUGAAGCCGCACAAUUACUACAUGGAAGACAUGAGUAUGGAUCUCCACAACGCUAUCGGAGGGGCUGUGCAAGACCCCGGAACCUGCGCACUCAUUCGCCAGGAAAUGCCAAAAUACGAAGACACUUCCGGAAACUGA
Molecule: messenger RNA, 4809 nt
Organism: Cyclospora cayetanensis
Lineage: Eukaryota; Apicomplexa; Conoidasida; Eucoccidiorida; Eimeriidae
Exons: 4
Coding region: 1-4809 (1602 amino acids)
Biological process (GO): amine metabolic process
Cellular component (GO): plasma membrane
Molecular function (GO): copper ion binding; primary methylamine oxidase activity; quinone binding
Source: RefSeq, a predicted model, not a curated record